Molecule: messenger RNA, 1683 nt
Organism: Ostreococcus tauri
Lineage: Eukaryota; Viridiplantae; Chlorophyta; Mamiellophyceae; Mamiellales; Bathycoccaceae
Product: GYF
Exons: 1
Coding region: 1-1683 (560 amino acids)
Source: RefSeq, a predicted model, not a curated record
AUGUCCACCCCGGACCUCCCUCCCGAUCUCGACCGCGUCGCCGACCCGUCGACGUCGUACACGUACGUCGAUCUCGAGGGCGAGACGCAGGGUCCGUUUGAGGAGGCGGCGCUGGUGAGAUGGCAUCUCGACGGUUUUAUGCCUCGCUCGCAGCGCGCUGCGUGCGCGUCGACGGGGGUGGAGACGACGAUCGGGGAGAUUGUCGACCGGUUGUUCGACCGAGGAAGGGGCGAGGUGAAGGAAGGAGAGACGGUGACGGAGGCUGAGACGCGGCGUACGAGCUCGCUGGAUGCAAAGCUGGAGCGGUUGUUGAAAAUGGGCGGUGGGUCGCUCCCGAUGCCCGCGGUGCCGGGUUUUGCGGUGGGGUUGGGUGAUGAUCGAGUUGUUGGGUCGAAGACUGAGAAUUCGGGCGCGGAGGAGGACGCACUAGGGAUCACGCUGGACGCGUCGGCGAUCGCGCUGGAGAAGUAUCGAAAGCCACGCGGCUGGCGGGACAUUUUGAGCGCAACUCGGGAGAUGGUGCGGAAGGGACGAGCGGCAAUGCGGGAACCAAUGGCAGAGACGGAUGAGACGAACACGACGUGGUCGUUGGAGGUGAGUGCGGCAGUGCGGGAUCCAAGGCCGGAUUUGAGCAAACUCGACGAGGUGCUGGAUGAGGAGGGGGCGCUUCCGGAGGAACCGGCGGCGUUGGAUCUACGAGAACCGUUUUGGGUCAUAGAAGAUCGGGCGAGUAAGGACGGGGAGCUCGAUCCGGAGGCGCUGAACGCGGCGGUGGCGGAACAGUUGAGGAACACAGCUAAGCCACUGCAGAGUGCUGAUGCGCAAAGCGAUCGGUCAGACGUAAGUUGGAGCGUGAAACCCGGGGGUCUUGAUCGUCAACAGGCGCGAGAAGCUGCGGCACGAGAGGCACGAGAGGCUGCGGUGACCAAGGAACGCGAAUCGAGGGCGAAGGCUAUGGCGGCCGAGGCGAGACGGGAGAGCGAGCGGGACGAGCGAAUGCCUGAAAUCUCGGCACAGGAGGAAACUCAAAAGAGAGAGGCCGAGGCCGUGCGUUUCUUCGCUGCGAAACCGUACGCGGGACAGUGGUGGUUGCCGGAUGACACGCGUGGGGGAGAAUUCGCGCUCGGUCCGUUCACGUACGAUGACCUUGUGUCAAGGCUUCCGCACGUCAUGGUGGCUCACCGCCGAGAGGAUGACGCGUGGCGAGUCGUCGGCCCCUACAGCGCGCGCGAGCGAUUUGAAAACUACGGCCGCGACAUUGACGGUGCCCUGGUUUCGCUCUCGCGUGAUGAAGGCGACGAUGCGGCGGCGGAGCGAGAUAUGGAGAUCACGAUGUGGUUUGACGCCGCGACUGCCAUCAUUGCCGGAGACGAAGACUUGAAAGACCCGUUCCCGUGCAUCCGCGUCGACGAUGGGCGAGACGUCCGCGCUUGGUUCGAUAAAGAGAUGUCGAAGGUGGAGCUCCGGGGCGGUAUCGCUCCACCGAAGUCGCCCGUGGCGCCGCAGCGUAAACGUAGACGCGGGUUCGAGAUGCGCGUCGUCGCAAAUGAGGAGCAAAAUCUCAUCUCAGCCAGAGUUUUGGGCGAACUGUACCAAGCCGUGACCAAGAAUCGUAAGAAACUGUUCGCAGCGAUCGUCGAACCCGUCGUUGAUGAUUGGUUACUGGAACAAGGAGGAGAUUAA